Diatraea saccharalis (sugarcane borer) is the source of this 3256-nucleotide messenger RNA. The record is from the annotation of a GenBank genome assembly. NCBI's taxonomy places the organism in Eukaryota, Metazoa, Arthropoda, Insecta, Lepidoptera, Crambidae.
AUGAAAACGGCUUUGAUGGUGGCUGAAAAGCCGUCUUUGGCCCAAAAUCUCGCUAAUAUACUUAGCAGUGGCAAAUGUAUUACAUCUAAAGGUUCUAAUAAUGUUUGUUCUGUGCAUGAGUGGAGUGGUACUUUCAAGAAUGAACCAGUGAGAUACAAAAUGACUUCUGUAUGUGGUCAUGUGAUGAGUUUAGAUUUUACUGGUAAAUAUAAUAACUGGGACAAAGUGGAUCCAAUCGAGUUGUUUUGCUGUCCUACAGAGAAGAAGGAAGCAAUGCCUCGAUUAAGAAUUCCCGCGUUUUUAGCCCAAGAAGCAAGAGGUUGUGAUUUUCUUAUUUUGUGGCUUGAUUGUGAUAAAGAAGGUGAAAAUAUUUGUUUUGAGGUUAUGAAUUGCGUCCAGCCGUAUAUGAAAGGUGAUGUCUUCUCACCUUUAGUUACCUAUCGUGCACAUUUCUCAGCCAUUACUGAUAAAGACAUAAAAGCAGCCAUGCUGAACUUAGGAAGGCCCAAUGAAAACCAGUCCCGCAGUGUAGAUGCUCGUCAGGAAUUAGAUUUACGUAUUGGUUGCGCAUUUACAAGAUUUCAAACAAAGUAUUUUCAAGGUCGAUAUGGAAAUUUGGAUGCAUCUCUGAUAUCAUACGGACCGUGUCAAACUCCUACACUCGGUUUUUGUGUGCAGCGACAUGACGAGAUACAGACAUUCAAACCAGAGACAUAUUGGGUCCUCCGUGUAACAGCAUCUACCAAUGAAGGAAGGGAAUUACCUCUGGAAUGGAAGAGAGUGAGAUCUUUUGAGAAAGACAUUGCUAACAUGUUCCUUGCUGGCAUCAAAGAAAUAAAAGAAGCAGUUGUUGUCAACGUACAAGCAAAAGAGAAGAUAAAACCGCGUCCGACAGCACUCAACACUGUAGAACUGAUGCGGGUCGCCAGUGCAGGACUAGGGAUGGGACCACACCACGCUAUGCAGAUCGCAGAAAAGCUGUAUACGCAAGGUUAUAUCUCGUAUCCGCGCACAGAAACUACUAGUUAUCCGGAAAAUUAUGAUUUGAUGGGCACUCUGCGACAGCAGCAGAACUCGUCCAAGUGGGGCGUCGAGGUUAGAGCGUUGAUCGCCAACGGAAUCAAUAAACCCAAGAAGGGACACGACGCCGGCGACCACCCGCCCAUCACGCCCAUGAGGCCCGCCUCGGAGAGCGAACUGGAGGGCGACAUGUGGCGCAUAUACGACUACGUGACGCGGCACUUCAUCGCGACCCUGUCGGGCGACUGCAAGUAUCUCUCCACCACCACCACCUUCCAGAUCGGCACAGAGACGUUUCAAUACACUGGCAACACUCUCAUUGACGCCGGGUACACCGAGGUCAUGCAUUGGCAGGCGUUCGGCAAGGACGAGUUCGUGCCGGUGCUGAGUGUGGACGAGGUGUUGCGCGCGCACGACCACCGGCUAGUGGAGUGUCAGACGUCCCCGCCGGACUACCUCACUGAAUCUGAAGUGAUCACGUUGAUGGAGAAGCACGGCAUCGGUACGGACGCGUCGAUACCGGUCCAUAUAAACAAUAUAUGUCAACGCAACUACGUCACCGUCGGUAACGGCAGGCGGCUGGUGCCCACCAACCUGGGCAUAGUGCUGGUGCACGGAUAUCAGAAGAUCGACCCCGAGCUGGUACUGCCGACGAUGCGUUCUGCCGUCGAGGAGCAGUUGAAUCUGAUAGCUGUAGGCAGGGCCGAUUACCACGCUGUACUGGCACACACCAGCGAGAUAUUCAGGAGGAAGUUCCAGUACUUCGUCAGGUCCAUAGAGGCGAUGGACCAGCUGUUCGAGGUCAACUUCUCCUCGCUGAAGGCCAGCGGGAAGGCGCUCUCGCGGUGCGGGAAGUGCAGACGCUAUAUGAGAUAUAUACAGGCGAAGCCGGCCCGCCUGCAUUGCUCCCACUGCGACGACACAUACUGCCUGCCGCAGAACGGCACUGUCCGCAUAUAUCGUGAGCUCAAGUGUCCCCUGGACGACUUCGAGCUGUUGUCGUGGUCCUCCGGGAACAAGGGGAAGAGUUUCCCCCUCUGCCCUUACUGCUACAACCAUCCGCCGUUCAGGGACAUGAAGAAGGGUUUCGGUUGCAACUCGUGCACCCACCCGACGUGCCCGUACGGGGUCAACUCUCAGGGCGUGAGCGGGUGCGUCGAGUGCGACGCGGGCGUGCUCGUGUUAGACCCCUCCGCGCCCAAGUGGAAGUUGGCCUGCAACAGGUGUGACGUGAUAAUAAACAUAUUCGAGGACGCGACCCGCGUGUCCGUGUGCGAGCAGCAGUGCGCCGCGUGCGGGGCGCAGCAGGUCACCGUCGAGUACAAGGCGGACCGGACCAAGUUGCCCGCCGCGCUCACCGAGAUGACCGCGUGCCUCUACUGCGAGCCGAGCUUCAGUGCACUGGUGGAGAAACACCGCGCGGUUGUAUCUCGCGCGCCGUCCGCUAGAGGGCGCGGCACUCGGGCGAGACCGAACAAACACCGCAACAAACAGCCCAAGGACAAGAUGGCGCAACUGGCCGCUUACUUCGUAUAACAUACACUAGACACUGUUGAUCUAUUCGAAUAGAUACAUAACACCGGCGAUAGAUUAUAUAACGGAAACAAUAUAAACGGUUGAGCACACAAUGUUAGGCCCUAUUUCCAUGUGUUAAGAUUCAUAAUAACACUACAGAGACAUGAUCACAUCUGUAUACUUCAUGAUGUAUCUUCUUCAUGAAUAUUAUUAGAAAAAGGACAUUUGUGAUAAAAAAAAUCGUGGUUUAAUUACCGCACAUUAAAGAGUCAACAAACCCGUUUAUAUCAGUUCUGAAAAAAAAACAGUCGUAUACAAAUUACGAGUAUAGAAAUAAGUAAGAAAUCUCAACUCUAUCGUCAAAGCAAGGAGUAGAAUCAACAGAGCGUCAUUUGUUAUAAUUGGAUUAGACAUUAAGGUUUGAAAUUGUUUAAUUCGCAACUUAUUACGUGUUUGCUUUCUAAAUUUUUUGAUAAUAUCUAAGUAUUAAGAUGAUCUAUUGUAAAAUACGAAAUCGUCAAGUUUCAAAAUUAUAUAUUAGUCCUCGUAGUCUCAUGAGCAUAGGUAAGUAUAACACAUAUUAACAAUGUCACCGAUAAGUGAAUGUAACUUAUAUUUAUAAGUUUUGUAUUUAUUAAUCAUUUUUAAGGUGUAAUAAAUUCAUAUUUACUGCAAGAUAUUUCUGUUGUUUUCUCUUCGUUCAUAUUGGAAUGGGUCAACU